AUGGCAACAACAAAAAUAGAUGCUGAUCAUGCAUAUUCACCAUCUAAAUGGUCACAUCGAUUUAAUGAUAGUGAAAAAGUUAUUGAGUCUCAUGUGCAGGCAUUGACAAAAGGUACAAAAUCUGCAAGAACUACCUUACCUUGUUUAUUAAACUGGGCAGUUGAUUCAAAAAGUUCCUUUUCUGAUCAUGCGAUUGAUAUCUAUCUUCCAUCGAAUACAAUACAGUUAUUACCUAAUAUCGAUUCAAUAAAACCAAAGGCUAUUUUUGUAUAUCUUCACGGAGGAUAUUGGCAAUUCUUUUCGCGUAACGAAAGUGCAUUUAUGGCGCAAGUAAUGAGUGAAGCACAAAUUCUUACAGCUGUUAUUGGUUAUCCUAUUGCUCCACAUGCGACAAUCGGUCAAAUUGUUACAUGUGUAGAACAGGCUUUAGUGAAAAUUUUGGAAUGGGCAAUGAAAUUAUCUAUUAAAGUAUUCAUCUGUGGUCAUUCAGCUGGUGGCCAUCUAGCUGCAACACUUUUGCUGAUUAACUGGAAGAAUAAAUAUAACAUUGAUCAUGAAACUUUUGGUGGUUUCUUUCUAAUUUCUGGUGUUUUUGAUCUUGUUCCACUUGUUUCUACGUAUGUUAAUAUACCACUUGGUAUGACGAUAGCAGUAGCUAAAAAUCAAAGUCCUUUACAUCGUGAUAGUAAUGAUUAUUGGUCAGCAUUGAAACAUGUACCUAUUUUAUGUGUUCAUGCUCAAUAUGAUUCUCCAGCUUUUCAUGAGCAGAAUCGACAAUAUGGAUCUUGCUUAGAAAAAAAUGGUUUCAAUAAUGUUAAGACCAUACAAUUCGAUAAUUUUGAUCAUUUCGAUAUUAUAGAACAACUUGAAAUAAGAGAUCAACCAUUGACAACUAUGAUUUUAAAGUUAAUAGACGAGUGCACUUGA
Rotaria socialis is the source of this 927-nucleotide messenger RNA. The record is from the annotation of a GenBank genome assembly. NCBI's taxonomy places the organism in Eukaryota, Metazoa, Rotifera, Eurotatoria, Philodinida, Philodinidae.